Molecule: messenger RNA, 894 nt
Organism: Lingula anatina
Lineage: Eukaryota; Metazoa; Brachiopoda; Lingulata; Lingulida; Lingulidae
Product: peroxynitrite isomerase THAP4
Source: RefSeq, a predicted model, not a curated record
GCGGCGCUGUGUGACCUUGAUGUUGUCCUUAACACACAAAACGAGCAAGAACUCACCGUUCGCGGCUGCUUGAACGCUGGAAACGUGUUAGAAGGAAGUGCAUGCAGUAGUAUAACACCAGUCAGACUCAUGUCAUGCUCAAAACCGCCUCAGCUGCAUGAAGUCGUCAAACCUUUAGCAUGGCUACUGGGAAAAUGGCGAUCAGAGCACGGCCGAGGGAUGUACCCAACAAUGAAGAACUUCACUUAUGGAGAAGAGGUGGAGUUCUCACAUAUAGGACAGCCCAAUCUACAGUAUAGGGCCUACUCUUGGAUGGGUGACCAUGACACCCCCAUGCACAGGGAGAUAGGAUAUGUCAGGCUACAGCCUGGUAGUCUACAUGUGGCCUUCAUCAUAGCUCAUAAUACGGGCUUGUCUGAGGUAGAGGAGGGGGAACUGGCGGGCCGCUCCAUGCACCUCACUUCUACUCAGUGUGUUCGGGUGUCUUUUGGUAAAGAACCAGCAGUGAAGAAGAUAGUUCGCACAUUCAGGAUGAAGGAGGAGGACGUACUGGAGCAAGUAAUGUACAUGGAGACCUCACGCACGCCACUCACUGAGCACCUCCGUAUCCAGUAUAAGAAACAGAAACACCACGCCUGGGAGGACAACGUCUUCUAUACUGCAUACUAGACAUGGGGCACCUGCCAGGAUAGACGGAGAGGAGUCCAGGGGAUAUACACUUUGUGGACACAAUUGCAACAGAUUGUUUAUGCUUAAGCAUGUAUUUCUAUGGUAAUUGGUGGCCAUUUUGGAUUUUUUUCCCCAUGCGUGGAUUUUUCGGGACAUUGAGUUAUUGACAAGGAGACUUCAAGGAAUUGCAUUAUGCAAAAAAAAAAAAAAAAAAAAAAAAAAAAA